UCCACCUAAAAAAUAAAAGCACUGAAAAUGUUGACCGGUUUUCGUUAAUAAACGUUUAACUUUAUUAAUUAAAGUGUUCGUAGUUGGUGUUGCAACACAAAAAAAUGCUUGAAGGGACUACGAAGGUGGUGGCCCCCACGGUGGAGCAAAUCAACGCCGACCGAAUAACCGAGCUUGCUGAUAAAUACUGGGCCCCGAAUACCACCCACAAUGAAGAAAGCUUCGAUUCUAGCGUUGUGGAAGACAUCUACAUGCAAGACAUCCGCGGCAGCAAUUUUUCGAUUCGAAGAAUCAUGGUAUUGGAGUUUAGCCAGUACAUGGAGAAUUACUUAUGGCCGAACUACAAACCAGGAGCUUCGUAUGCACACAUGCUAUCCAUUGUUAAUAUGGUAAAUGAGAAAUUCCGAGAGCGCGUGCAAGUGUGGCAGGCGUUUCGGAAAAACCCCGCUCACUUUCCUGAUUUUUUCCAACAAGUUCUCAAAGGGUUGCUAGAAGACGAAUUAAUCAUUAAUUUAAAGGAGCAAACUUCGCUGCUUGUGUUUCUCAAUCAUUGCUUUAACAGCAUGGAGGACGCUUUGUGCAGAGAUCAGGUUAAACGUCUGGUGUCUUUGUCCAUGUGGGUGUCUUUACAACCCGGCCGGCGUGAUUACGAAUUCAAAAAGAACCCCAAGUGGCGUAAAUACUGGAAAGCUAUUCAAAAAAAAGAUAAACCAGAGGAGUUGGAGAAGUUGACGUGGGAACGCACGUUUUUACACAGUUUGAUGUUGAAAUUUAUGAGUAUUCUUGAUACUAUUGAUGAAGAGGGGAUUUGUCCCGCCGAUAAAAUUCACUAUUGUGAACGGUUUCUUGAAUUGGUGACGGAUUUGGAGGCGCUUCUUCCCACUAGGAGGUUCUUUAACACGGUUUUGGAUGAUUGUCAUUUAGUGGUGAGGUGUCAGCUAUCAGCGCUCGUGAGGCGACCUGAAGGACACUUAUUCAGUCAGCUCCUCGACAUGCUCAAGUUUUACGCACGAUUCGAGAUAAGUGACGAAACAGGGGAUCCCCUCACCGACCACGACAUGACACAAUUGCACUAUUCAAAAAUUACUUCACUCCAGAAAGCCGCAUUCGCUAAAUUCCCAGACUUGCGUAACUUCGCUUUGGCCAACGUCGCCAGCGUUGACACCCGCAAGGCGCUUCUGAAGCACUUCGGGCCGUUAAGUCGAGAUAAGCUGAGGCUUAUCGCUACGUACUUAAAGUUGGUGCCUGCGCCAGAGGAAGAAAAGGAGAUUGAUUGGUGUAGGCUGGAUGAGGAGUUUUUGCGCGAACUUUUGAUUUCGAGGCACGAAAAAAGGACUUCGCAGUUGGAGGCUUUGAAUGAAAUGCCGUUGUAUCCUACUGAGGACGUCAUCUGGGACGAAAAUGUGGUACCAACGGCGUAUUUUUCGGGAGAGGGGUGUUUGGCUCUCCCGAAACUUAAUUUGCAGUUUCUCACUCUACACGACUACCUUUUGAGAAAUUUCAACCUGUUUCGAUUAGAGUCGACGUAUGAAAUUCGACAAGACAUCGAAGACGCCGUCAGCCGCCUAUGUCCAUGGAAAGCCGAAGAUGGUACCGUCUAUUGGGGCGGCUGGGCGCGCAUGGCCCAGCCCAUCCUCAGCUUCGCGGUGGUAGAGGUGGCCAAACCCAACAUCGGCGAGAAAAGGCCGAGCCGAGUCCGUGCCGACGUCACCGUUAACCUCUCCGUGCGUCCCGAAAUCAAAUCCGAGUGGGAAAACCUGCGCAAACACGACGUUUGCUUCCUAAUCUCGGUCAAGCCUCCGAAUCCCAUUGGUACCAAGUACGACUAUAAACAACCCUUCAUACCUCAGGUGGGUCUGCACAGCGUCCGAGGGUGCGAAAUCGAGGGGAUGCUGGACACUAACGGGCGCGUAAUCGAGGACGGUCCUGAGCCCAGACCGGUGCUCCCGGGGGAUAAAAGGACGUACAGGGUGUGGCUGGACUGCAACCAAUACAGAGACGACAUGAAUAACACGAAUCAAGGGAAGGAGGACGUCUACGAGGAGUUUAAUAUUUUGAUGAGGCGCAAACCCAAAGAGAACAAUUUUAAGGCGGUGCUUGAAACGAUUAGGGAGUUGAUGAAUACGGAGUGCGUCGUUCCGGAUUGGCUGCACGAUAUUAUUUUGGGGUACGGCGAUCCAAGCGCCGCCCAUUACUCGAAGAUGCCCAACCCAUACACGACUAUGGACUUUAACGACAGUUUCAUAGACAUGGAUCAUCUGCGUUCGUGCUUCCCGGGUUACAAAAUAAAAGUCAAAACUGACGACCCCAAGAAGCUGGUGCGACCUUUUAGACUCACUUUCGGGGAUUUGGGGACUAAUCAAGAAGGGAAAAGUUUGACGGUCGAGCCUUAUAUUACCCCGAAACGUGGACCUUAUCAUUUCAACGAACCCAAAAGGAAUACUAUCCCGUUUACACCUACACAAAUCGAGGCUAUCAAAUCCGGGAUGCAACCGGGUUUGACCCUCGUUGUGGGUCCUCCAGGAACCGGCAAAACGGACGUCGCAGUCCAGAUAAUCUCCAACAUUUAUCACAACUUCCCCAAUCAGCGGACCUUGAUUGUCACCCAUUCUAACCAAGCGCUUAACCAGCUCUUCGAGAAGAUCGUAGCUCUGGAUAUAGAUGAGCGUCAUCUGUUGCGUCUGGGUCACGGCGAAGAGGCUUUAGAAACCGAGAAAGAUUUCAGUCGCUACGGUCGCGUCAACUAUGUCUUAGCCAAGCGUUUGGACCUCCUCAUGGAAGUACAAAAGCUCCAGGAAUCGCUGGAGGUGAAAGGAGACGUGGCGUACACUUGCGAGACCGCUGGACAUUUCUACUUGUACCAGAUCUUGUCCAGAUGGGAGAAUUACCAAAGCAUUGUUAGACCCAAACGUCAGCAGGUGGUAGCCAUCGAGAAGGUUAAUAGUGACUUUCCGUUCCACAAGUUCUUCGCCGACGCCCAACCUCUCUUCAAAGCAAAGAGCUUCGACGAGGACUUGGAAGUGGCUGAGAGUUGCUUCAGGUACAUCGAACACAUCUUCAAAGAGUUGGAGGAAUUCCGCGCGUUCGAGCUUCUGCGGUCGGGUUUAGACCGUUCGAAGUACCUUUUGGUUAAAGAAGCCAAAAUAAUCGCGAUGACGUGUACCCACGCUGCCCUAAAACGUAAAGAACUAGUGGAGAUGGGGUUCAAAUACGACAACAUUCUAAUGGAAGAAGCAGCCCAGAUUCUGGAAAUAGAGACCUUCAUUCCACUUUUGCUCCAGAACCCUCAGGAUGGCUAUAAUCGUUUGAAACGGUGGAUUAUGAUUGGGGAUCAUCAUCAGUUACCUCCGGUGAUUAAGAACAUGGCGUUCCAGAAGUAUUCCAACAUGGAGCAGAGCCUUUUCACCCGGUUGGUCCGUCUGGGGGUACCCACAGUGGAUUUGGAUGGACAAGGUCGAGCCAGACCUAGUAUAUGUAAUUUGUACAAGUGGCGGUACAAAAAUCUCGGGAAUUUGAACCACGUGGAGAACUGGUCCGAGUAUCGAACCGCCAACGCCGGCUUCGGCUACGACUUCCAGUUAGUCGACGUUCAGGAUUUCAACGGAGUGGGGGAAUCAGAGCCGAGUCCCUACUUUUACCAGAAUCUAGCGGAGGCGGAGUAUUGCGUCGCCGUUUUCAUGUACAUGAGACUGAUUGGGUACCCCGCCCACAAAAUCACUAUCUUGACGACGUACAACGGGCAGAAACACCUCAUUCGGGACGUUAUUAACACCAGGUGUGCCAACAAUCCUCUGAUCGGGAGACCGCAUAAAGUAACCACCGUGGAUAAGUAUCAAGGGCAACAAAACGACUUUAUUUUGUUGUCGUUGGUGAGGACCAAAGCUGUGGGUCACUUGAGGGAUGUAAGGCGACUGGUGGUAGCGAUGUCCCGUGCCAGACUGGGGUUGUACGUCUUCGCAAGGGUGGCUUUGUUCAAGAACUGCUUCGAAUUGACCCCGGCUUUCGAUUAUUUGACGCAAAGACCGGUUAAUUUGAACUUGGUGGUGAAUGAAGCGUAUCCCGCUACUAGGUACAACAACCAGAAGCCACAGGGUGAAGUACUGGUGGUUCAAGAUAUGACCCACAUGGCCAACUUUGUGUAUUCGUUCUACAUGGAACGGGUGAAGCAAGUGAAGGAUUACUAUGAGCAAGCGCAGAAGUGGACGAAACCGGGCGACUGCGAAGUCAAGGAGCACGAGUAUUUCGUGUCGGUGCACCCGGGGGAAGAUCGGGAUACUGACAGCGAGGACGAAAGGGAAGAGGAAGAAGAAGGGAGACAAUUGCCUGUGCCUAUUCAAGACGAACCGCUGGAAGCAGAAGACGUUGAAAUGGAAAAGGAAGAGAGGGAGGAGGUUAGGGAUACGGGGGAAGUCGAGAAUGACGAGUAAUUUAAUAAAGUUUUUUUGUAAAUUUA
Messenger RNA from Zophobas morio, 4453 nucleotides. RefSeq names its product RNA helicase aquarius. Gene Ontology annotation, biological process: mRNA splicing, via spliceosome. NCBI's taxonomy places the organism in Eukaryota, Metazoa, Arthropoda, Insecta, Coleoptera, Tenebrionidae. The coding region runs from base 105 to 4427 and encodes 1440 amino acids. Gene Ontology annotation, molecular function: helicase activity; mRNA binding. The transcript has 11 exons. The record is from RefSeq and is a predicted model, not a curated record. Gene Ontology annotation, cellular component: catalytic step 2 spliceosome.